AUGUCCAUGACAACAAACAACAACAAAGCUUUAGUCGCACAAAAUCCAGAGCAGUUCCAUGCGAAUCGCGGCUGUGUGUGCGCACCGCAGGUGAUGCGUUAA
Phytophthora nicotianae INRA-310 is the source of this 102-nucleotide messenger RNA. RefSeq lists its product as hypothetical. The coding region runs from base 1 to 102 and encodes 33 amino acids. The record is from RefSeq and is a predicted model, not a curated record. NCBI's taxonomy places the organism in Eukaryota, Oomycota, Peronosporomycetes, Peronosporales, Peronosporaceae. The transcript has a single exon.